AUGCAACACCUCCUCGCUCUCGCGGCCGUUGUGCCCGCCGUCUUCGCCCAGACCUUCUACGGGUGCUACACCGAGGUGCCCACCCGGGCGCUGACAGGGUCCCUGCUGGUCAACUACACGACCAUGACCGUGACCGAGUGCGAGACGCACUGCACCGGCUUCAGCCUCUGGGGGCUCGAGUACGGCGGCGAGUGCUACUGCGGCGACUCCCUCUCCCAAGGCUCCUUCCCGGCCUUCUCAACAGACUGCGCCAUGCCUUGCGGAGGGGACGCAACGCAAAUCUGCGGCGGGCCAAACCGGCUCUCGCUGUACGGGACCUCGGAGGAGCCGCCCGCCUUCACGCCCUACCCGCACGGGGGCGAGGGCGAGGUCACGGCGACCGAGUACGUUGGGUGCUAUACCGAAGGCGUUGGGGUUCGGGCGCUGUCCGGGGCUAGCGCCGUCUCGGCGUCGGCCAUGACGGUCGACGGCUGCGCCAAUUUCUGCCUCAACUCGGGCUUCCUCUGGUUUGGUCUUGAGUACACGGCCGAGUGCUACUGCGGUAGUGCGCUGGAUGUCACGAGUGCGAAUGUUACGGAUGCCGAGUGCGCCAUGCCCUGCUCCGGUGCGCCGACUGAGGUGUGUGGUGGGCCGGAUCGGUUGAGUGUUUACCAGUGGAUUUGA
This is a messenger RNA of Canariomyces notabilis, 663 nucleotides long. Its product is annotated as WSC-domain-containing protein. Bases 1 to 663 code for a protein of 220 amino acids. Gene Ontology annotation, cellular component: plasma membrane. The record is from RefSeq and is a predicted model, not a curated record. The transcript has 2 exons. NCBI's taxonomy places the organism in Eukaryota, Fungi, Ascomycota, Sordariomycetes, Sordariales, Chaetomiaceae.